UGUCGCCGUCUGCAGUCGGCGUCCCCGCGCGCCUCUAAUGUGUCAGCGCCAAACAGCAGGAAAAAAAACUUCGGCAAAAAUGGCGGAGGGUGCAACGUCUCUGAAAGGGUUGCGGGCGCAAAUGGCUGCAGCCGCGCAGGCGCAGGCAGAGGAACGGCGCAGCCAGGCAGGGAACAGCCCGACACCACCAGCUCCAGCCAGCACAAUGAAGAGCCAGAUCAAGCCAGUCAUUGAUGGGGCAGCCCUGAGGAUAGACGACAAACUCCGAGUGGCCAAAGAGAGGAGAGAAGAGCAGGAAAAGCAACAUGCGGCCCGUGAGACUCAGCUCCUGGAGCGAGAGCGCAAGGCCCGGCAGCAGGUGGAGAGACAGAUGGAGGAGAAGCAGAAGAAGCUGGAAGAGCAGCGCAGAAAAGAGGAACAGAGGAGAGCUGCAGUGGAGGAGAAAAGGAAACAGAAAUUAGAAGAGGAAAAGGAGCACUAUGAGGCUGUGAUGAGACGUACCCUGGAGCGCAGCCAGCGAGUAGAGCAGAGACAGAAGAGAUGGUCCUGGGGUGGACUUUCAGACUCUGACAACAAAAAUGGACAAAGUGACAGUGGCUCCACCUCCACCCCGAUUGCUAUAGUAAUCUCCCCUGCUUCUCCAGCCUCCAAGCCACCCAGGAAUCAGACGUCACAAGACAAGCGCUCUUCCUCUACUACGAACCUGAAACAGGCUGACUCCGUCAUCAGCAAGCGUCUCUCCUCAUCCUCAGCCACCCUCCUUAAUUCUCCCGAUAAAAGUGCAAAGCGGAGAAGUUCGUCUUUGAACCGGUUGCCUAGCAAUGUUCCUCAGGCCUCUAAAGAAGUGCAUAAGCAGCCUCAGUUGGAAAAGACAGGCCCAAUCCUGAAGAAGCGAAGCUCCUCCCUCUCUCGAGUAGGGGCUAAAACACAGCACACCACCAAACCAGAGAAAUCCACAGCAGAUGAAUCAGCUCGCCGCUCGUUGGCUGCCCCCGUGGAUAGCAGUGUCCUCACUCGGCUGCUCACACCCACCCAGGCCUCGCUAGCUAGAAGCAAGAGUGCUGCGGCCCUGUCCGCCGAAGGAGGCGACACCCAAGAGUCUCACCUGUGUCCUCGUUCAGCAUCUGCAAGCCCCAUGCAGCCCUCGGCCCGUGGACCCCUACGCAGUCGCAGCAGCGAUCGAAAGAAAGGCCUGCCUACUUCUGUGUCAGCAGAUGCCAUUUCCAGUAUGACACAGCAGAAAGGUGAGACUGAGAAGCGCUUCACGUCACCAGUAGGAAAACGCCCUGCCUCACCCUCCAGUAGUCACCGAUCCCCAUCUCCUUCUCCCGCUGCAAACACCACCACAAGAGCGCCCUCACCUGGAGCAGCCAAGCAGAGUCCACGCUUCCGCCCUCCUUCCCCCAUCAGUUUGAAACAGCGGCCUCCAUCCCCUCAGCCCUCUGCCACAUCCAAACCUCCACCCAUCCAGAAACCUGCUCUCACCCCCACCGGCCCGCCUACCCUUCGCAAGAGGGACUCUAAGCCAAAGGAUAUGUCUCCCAUGAUGCCUGUCACCCCACAGUCUCCAGAAACCAGCACGCCCAGCCCAACACCCUCACCCAAGACCAAAGAGGAAUCCAGUUCCAAAGCUGUCGCAGGAACUAACUCGGCUGCAGAGGCUUCUAAGAUCCUGGCGGAGAACCGACGUCUAGCACGCGAGCAGAAAGAGAAAGAAGAGCAACUCCGCAUACAGAAAGAAGAAGAGGAGAGGCUGAGGAAAGAGGAGGAGAAGCGGCUGGCGGAGGAGGAGCGCUUGAGGCGUAUAGAGGAGGAGAAGAGGCUUGCAGAGGAGAGGAAGAGAGAAGAGGAGGAGCAGGCUCUUAUAGCGGAGGAGGAGAGACAGCGAAUGGAGCUGGAGGAGGAGCAAAGACAGGCUGAGUUACAGAAAGAGCGCGAGGAGGCUGAAGCAAAGGCCCAAGAGGAAGCAGAGAGGCAGCGUCAAGAGAGAGAACGCAUUAUGCAACAGAACCAACAGGAGCGCAUGGAGAGAAAGAAGAGAAUUGAAGAAAUUAUGAAGAGAACCAGAAAAACAGACCAAAUUGAUUUUAAGAGUAAUGAUGAGAAAGACAUUCCUGAUGAAGACGAAGAGGAGGCUGAGGACCAAAUAAACUGUGAAAAUAAGGAGAAUGAGGCUGUCGAGUUAGAGCAGAAUGCCAAGAAGACAGAACCAUCAGGCUUUCAGGAGCGUAACUUAUCUGUGGAGGAGCCAGUCACAGAGCAAGAUGGGCCAGUUGAUAGUAUGAACAUACAAACAGAUGUGGACAAUAAAGAGAACAGCAAUGGACCCAGCAAAGAGGAUCCCACAGUGGACAGCAGCCCACCUCCCAAGUCCUGUCUGAUGGAGGGCUCAGAGUUUGUGAACGAGGACUCUAAAGUGAACCUGGUGCAAGGGUUGAAUGGUAAAGGAGGAUCCUGGAGCUUCGAGGAGCUGAUCGAUCUGGGUGUUCAUGCGAAGAGCAAACCCCUGAUGGACGAUGGGGGCCCUGAAGGGCCUAGAAUGGCCUUCGAAGAAAAAACCAGCUCACUUCAUCCAGCCCAGCCCAUUGAAGCCCUGUCUGAGAUGUGAAUACGCAGGUCUGUUUAAGGCCUGCUGAUUAUUGCACUCCGUGAGUCACGUCCAGCUGAGCCUCAGAGUGUCAGCGCUCAGACUCGUCUGGACAGCCAGGGAAAGCGCACAGUGCCGCACAGCCUCUGCAGAUAAUAGACGGAUAAGGCAAGAGAAAAUAAAGACAAGUUGGAAGUAACAAGCUAAAGAAAUGCUUCAGGGAAUAUGAUAAAUUCCCUCAGUGUGCUUGCUUCGUUUAUCAGCUCUACAUCUUUAUAAUAUUGACAUCAGGAUUUGUUUUUUUUCCAUACAUUUCUUUUUUUUUUUUUUUUGUCUUUUAAAUGUGGAGACAACUUAUUUAUUCAUGCGGCUUCUUCACAUUUAAAUGGCUGCUGUCUCCUGACGGUUACCACGUGCACUUUUUUGCUAAAUUCCAGGUGUUCACGUGGCACAUACGAAUUCGUUAUAGCUUCAACUUUAGCGUUUUGUUGAAUAAUCUGGUUGAUCGAGUCAGUGUGAAGCAUUUUGAAAAAGGAAACUCACAUAUCUUCAGCUGACAUUGGUUCCAGUCACAGAUGUACUAAUUAAACCCUGUGUCUGAACUGUUGAGCGGAGCUCAAGAAUGUGAUCCAACGUAGAAACAUGAGGUUAGACAGCUGCUAUUGCAGCAAACUCUCCUGUUCUGAUGUGCUUUUAAUGUGACCUCAGGAUAUUUUCCUCUAACCUUCUGUUUCUCCUCUCUAAAGGCAUAAACAUCACCACUGUAUAGUGUUUAACACUAUAUCCCCUGUGCAACAACUUAAGCAUUCCUAUUGUGUAACACUUGUAGAUAGCAAAUCUUACUUGAGAGGUUUCAUUAAAAACGUUUACCAGACUGAUUCUAAUUAAAAUGAGUGCAAACAUGUUCAUACUGCCUUGAGCUCUGAGAUUGAAGGAUGAUGGGGCUCAGUGCAGACUGAUGUAACACUUUUGUUUGAGGUUUUUAUGUUCGUUCCUGUUCUGUAAUAAAUAUCUGUAUUGUUGAUAUCCUGUUCUGCCUGUACAUAAAUAUGACUAGUUAGCAAAUAUCUAAUUUAAGUGACCCUCAGUAUGUCUGCAUGAAUCUAUCUAUAUUGCGUAACAACACAGAAAAUUACUGUAACUCUUAUUUGCACACUUUCUGCAUGUUUCUGUUCCCUGGAGUUUGAGGAAACGUGUGCCAGUGGCUAAACUUGAAUGAUUUCAUAUUCUCCGAUGCCCGAAGUCCCCUCAGGGUUGUACUGUACUAUCAGGUCCCGAUGUUUCCUCGUGUAUAUACAGUUACUGUUAGUUCUCACAUCCAUUCAUGGCCUAAAUAAUCACAGUUUAUUUAGUUCUCUCUUUAAAAAUGCAUAAAUAUGUAUUUAAAACUCUUCUAAAUAUUAUGUGAUCAGUAUUAGGCUGUCUGGCUAUACUUGUGGUUGGGAAUAAGAACUAGGCAGCAAGUUAGUGUACUGUAUAGUGUGGUACAGCACUGUACUGUAAGAAAAGCUGUUGAUAAUCUAACAGGCCAGAUGUUACGAACUGUACACAGCAGCACUAGGACACAUUUUUGAAUGGAGUGUGAAGUGAGUUGGAAAAAAGAAUGUGAACUGAGGGUUACAAGUGAAGUCAAGAGGGCUAUUUGAUUAUGAACAGGGAUGUUUGCAGAGAAUCCAUUAAGCAUGUUGCCUCUCAUUGAGGUUGAGAAUUGCGAUGUACAUUUCCAGCUAGAGGAUUCAGAGAAAGUGUGAUUUGGCAUUUGACUGAUUCAAAUGUCCAGACUGAUUGGUCUUCAUAUGCUUGAAGAGUUUAGUAGGCUUUGUGUACUGUAGUUGUGUAAAAUGUUGAGUUUCCUUUUGAGAUGUUAUUCCACAAAGCUUAACGAAAGAGUUAAGUUUGUGGUUAACUGGCAAGUAAAUUUUCCUUAUUUGUAUCAUUCCAUCCACGUUUAGAAAUACUGUAGAUCCCUCAAAAUGUAUUUAAUGUUCUUCUAUUAUUUUAUAUGCAACCGCUCUCUGUGAUGUUUAUAUUUUGUUGUAUAGUAGUCACUUUCUUGCUUUUGGACUCAGGCACUUAGAAUCCAGUGGAAAAGUGUUCGCGGAGGUUAGAAGUGACAGCGCUCAUUGUGAUUCAUUGAGAUCAUUGUGAUUCCCUCGGUUUUGGCCUUUUAUACUCAUAACACUUUACAUUUCCAAAAUUGCUUCAUGUUGUGGUGUAGCUGCUGCAGACCUAAUCAUUGAGGCGUGUGUGUAUGUGUUAGUUGCAUUUGCUUUCGUAAUACACCAACACAGCCACUUUCAGACAAGUUUACUCCAAUGCAGAUGUUUCCACUAUUGGGACCUUUAGAGCCCUUUGCGCUUUAUACAUCAGAACUAAAACUGCUCUUUAAUGUUGAGUACUCAAUACAGGAGUAGAAUAGGAUGGUGCCUUAGAUGCUGAAUGGGCUGUAUUUUAUUAAUACCGUAACGUGUCACGUGAGCUUACCUCGGCCAUGACAAUCACUCUCCUCGACCAGGGUCAUGAAUGAGAUCUGCUUUUGUUAGAGCAGUUUCUUGUCUUGAAAUAACCCUGACCACAAAUUAUAUUUGUAAAUAUAUAUCUAAAGUGUACUGGGAAAAUAUAGAUUGUUAAAAUAAAGUUUUGGAAGAUAAA
This is a messenger RNA of Cyprinus carpio (common carp), 5239 nucleotides long. It is a transcript of the gene map7d3, whose product is annotated as MAP7 domain containing 3. Lineage: Eukaryota; Metazoa; Chordata; Actinopteri; Cypriniformes; Cyprinidae. The record is from RefSeq and is a predicted model, not a curated record. Gene Ontology annotation, cellular component: microtubule cytoskeleton. Gene Ontology annotation, biological process: microtubule cytoskeleton organization.